UACCAAAUCCCUUACUUGAUGAUGUAUAUAAAUUCCCUAGCGUAAGGCAGAAAUUCUGUGGUGAAGCAAAGUGCUGACCUCAUCCCAGAAUUAGCUACUACAGACAUCACCAAUUUCUUUUUGAAGACAAGAUCCUGCAAUUAGAAGAACAUGGCAAGUCUGAACUGGAGUUAUCAAGGCAACAGUAGACCCGACCAGUGGCACAAAUUAUACCCUAUUGCCAAUGGAAACCAUCAGUCCCCUAUUGACAUUAAAACCAAAAAAGAUCCAUCUCUGGGGCAUCUCAAGAUCACCUGGAAUUUGAGCAUCUGCAAAGAGAUUGUCAACGUUGGACACUCCUUCCAUGUGAACUUUGAGGACAAGGAUAACCGAUCAGUGGUGACCAGUGGACCUCUGACUGGAAACUACAGGCUGCAUCAGUUUCACUUUCACUGUGGCCAAACUGAGGACCAUGGCUCUGAGCACAAUGUGGACGGAGCAAAAUAUGCCGCAGAGCUUCACCUGGUUCACUGGAAUUCAGACAAAUAUUCAAGUUUUGCGGAGGCUUCAGAUAAGCCUGAUGGUUUGUCAGUCAUUGCUGUUUUUCUGAAGGUUGGUCCCCCUAAUGAACAUGUGCAGGAAAUUGUGAAGGCAUGACGUUCGAUAAAGACUAAGGUAAACAUCACAGCACGGGUAAAAAAAGCUCCAUUUACCAAUUUUGACCCAUCAACCUUACUUCCUGGAUCCUUGGAUUACUGGACCUAUCAUGGUUCUCUGACUCAUCCUCCCCUUUUUGAGAGCAUCACCUGGAUUAUCUAUAAGGAGCCCAUUACUAUCAGUUCAGAGCAGCUGGCCCAAUUCCACAGCCUCAUAUUGACCAAUCACCAGCUUCCCCAGCCAUUGAAGGGCAGAAAAGUGAGAACCUAAUUCCAGGUAAUUAAGAAUUAGUCAGAAGUGAAAUAUUUUCUCAAAACUUCUAUAUCUAAACAAAAGGCCAUAUAAGAAUUCACAAAAAUUAUUUUAAAAAGUGAAUCUCUGUUUAAGAUACAAUGCUCAUAUCCUGCCAGAUGCUAUUGCCAUUGAUUGUAAUGUAUUUACUGAAAUGAAUCUAUGUUUCUUGUGCAUUGUGAAGGAAAUGCAUUUUAAUGUGUGGCUUUUACCUUAAGUAUUUUAAAAUAUUUUUGGAAUAAUCACAUUUUUACUAAAUGUAUUCAAUAACCUAGAUAUUGUGGUGAUAAAUAGCAAAAAAAAUGCUUUGAAUAAUAUAAUAAAAUAAGUCAGUCAGUGUUCAUGCUUAGCUAACUAAUCAAAGAUUUCAUUUAACUAUAAUAAAUAUAUGUGUUAAUUUUUGCAAAGGCAUCACUUCUGUUAAUGCAAAUUUUAGCUGUUGUCAAUUGUUUGCACAAUAAAAAUUAAUAUAUUUGUC
This is a messenger RNA of Chelonia mydas (Green sea turtle), 1405 nucleotides long. RefSeq names its product carbonic anhydrase 1 (gene CA1). Gene Ontology annotation, molecular function: zinc ion binding; carbonate dehydratase activity. NCBI's taxonomy places the organism in Eukaryota, Metazoa, Chordata, Testudines, Cheloniidae. The record is from RefSeq and is a predicted model, not a curated record.